UAUAAAGAUGGCCGCCAAUGUUGAUUAGUAAUUUUAGUUUUAGUUCAAGAAUAAAGAACCCAUCUAAUUUUCAUUCAUACAGGCCUAAUAUGCGGAUGUAUUAAUGUUGACAUGCCCAGUAACUAUUAACAGAUAAACUAAAGAUUACGUAAGAAUUAAAAGAGUGAACAGAAUGAAUAACUAGAAGUGGAUGCAGAAAACUCCAAUGUUCGACAUUUUAUUACAACGAAUAAUCUGUCAUGUGACUCUCAGAAACUAUGAGUUCAAUUGAUGACCCCAGUAUAAAAUGGGGAAGAAGGUUGCUUUCCAUGGUAACAGAAAAUCAAGAUGGCGGUGAUGUUUUAUCAGUGGGUGUGGUAGUAGGAAUAGCUGCAACAAUCUCAUUAGUUGUUAUCAUCGUAUUGUGUGUAUGUGGUGACAGUAAUGGUGAGGCUGAGUUGAAGAAAGUAAAGACAAAGUCAAGUAGUAAUAAUAUCAGACAAUCGGAUAAUCGUUAUGAUGAAGUACAAAUUGAGGAAGUUGAAAUCCGACCUAAAAAUGGUAUUAUAGAAUCUAAUGGUGUUACUACUGACCCCAAUCACCUUCAACAAGCAAGGCAAAGUCAAGCCAGUUCCUGCUCUUCACAGAUGCGACCCACUAGCCUGAGAGAACUGCCAGAGUUACCUCCCUCUUAUUCAGGAGAUGAUGAUACCUGUAUUCAACCUAACUCUCGUGCUAGUGAAAUUAUUAACGAUGAUUAUGACCAUCUCGGUCGUGAGAAAAAUGUUGGUGUGAGACCUGAAAAUUAUGACCAUAUUACACUAGAGUCUCCCACUCAAAUUAGUGAAGCAUCGCCUUCGGAUCCGCUUGUGGAAAGUCAUUAUGCUCAAGUUAAUGAUAGGACUUACGAUACCUGUAAUGACAGGGGUGCCGAAAAAUAUCCUAAAUUAACUAAUCAAGCCGAACCACCUUAUAAUAAAAUAAAGGACGACAAAGAUGAUGUGUCUUUCAGUGAAGAACAGAAUGAGCCGCCUUACAACAUGGUUAAGGAUGAUCCACCAUAUAAUAAAAUACAGGACGAUGACCCCUAUAAUCAAAUUCUUGACGACACCUAUUCAGUGCCGCGGGAUGAGGUCAUGGAACAGGGGCAGGAUCAUUACGAACUUGAACCUUUGGAUCCUGAAGAUCCCUACACAAUGGUCGACAAUGAAGAACCUAAAGUGAAUGGAGAGAGCAUGGAUCAAGCAUCAGGAUUCUCUACCUCCAGUGAUACAUUUAAAACUCCGGGAAGUAUGUCAAUAUCCAAGGAGAUGAUGAACAUGAUUAACGAAGGUUUUACGGUUACCGAGUCAUCCACCUCUAAUGAUUAUGCUGUGGUAAAUAAAGAGCGUAAUCCUGGCAACAAUCGACAACAGAGCUCACAAGGAGCAACUGCAUUUCCUUGUCCUCCCGAGCCUCCACGUGGAUAUCGAGCAGAAGAGAUUCAUAAUCCUCAAUCACCUCCACCUUCAAUGUCGACAUCAGGAUCACGAAGAUUCGAUGGUGUGUCUGCUCCAUCACUCCCUUUACCUACAAUUCCACAGUCUGCUCAAAGUCGAUCUGAACGUCAGUAUUCAAAAGUAUCAGCAAGAGAAUCACUGGCUAGCAUGUCAGCCCGUAAUGCACUUAAUCCAUAUGAAGAUGUUGUAGAAAUAGAAAAUACUUACGCCACGGUUGAUGGUGGUUCCGGUGAUGGGGUUGUUACACAUCAAGCUGUAGCUCCGCCCACUUCCUUUCUCCCACCAAUCAACAACCGGCAUUUUGUAAAUCAACCAGCCAGCUCACAAUCUUCAAAUUUCAGCGAAACUUACGCAGAAAUUGGAGCCUCAGGUGGAACUUUCAAUUCUAUACCCAGUGUUCCCAUUCCGCCAUCCUUAGAUUCACUACAUUCCAUGAAAAAACAUGAGAGGCGUCAUCUAGCAACGCCUGAAGAUACAACCUUAGACGAAAAUACGCCAAAAUCUGUUUCACCAAAACGCUCCAGUUUCUCACCCACCACUGCUCUUCCAGUUUUACCCGGUAUGUCGACGAGUUUACAUGAAAACGAUGUGACCCUUGAACCCAAUUAUCAAAGUGUCAAAGACUCAAUAGACGAUAACGAGAGUGAAAACGAUCCGAAUUACGAAUCAGUUGAUGAAGCAAGAUCGAAAUUACCAGAGCCCAAAAGACAGAGGAGGCACGUUUACGAAGAGGUCAGUCCAACAAAUUCUGAACCUACGUCUCCGAAUAAUGUCCGGGAUCGUGUUUUAAACAGACAUACUUACGAGGAUAUAAGUGAUGUAAAAGAAAAAAAGAAAAACAUAAAGGGCAAACCAAAAAAUGGAAAGAAAUAAUCAUGUGUAAAUAUUUGUAUAUAUAUAUGUCUUUUUAACCAAAAUUUUACAAAGCUUACAAAAUUAACACCUAAUAUGUUUAAAGGUGUCUGAAAGAGUGGAGAAACUGUUUUUUACUUGGAUAGAAAAUGUGCUCAAAACAAUGAAAACGAUCAAGGAUUUUGUGUUUUUAUGUGAAAUAAUUUAUCAACUUUUUAUGAUUUAUGGUUGUAUAAUGGACUGGAUUUACAUGUAUAGUAUUGAAUUGUUUAUUUGGACAUUUUAAGAAAUGGAAUGAUUUUUAUAAGAUUUUAUAUGUGAAUGAGAAACACAUGACAAUUAUUAAAACUUGGAGACACAAUAGUUUUAAACAUUGUUUUAGAUGUAGAUUGACCUUUAGUAUAAACAGGGGUUUGUAAACAACGAGCUGCUAAGUGGUUUUGGUUCUGCUAUUCAGUCGUUAAAGGAGCUGAACCUCUUUGAAUUAGGUCAAAAUUCAGAGUAGGUAACUGGAUAAUUAUAAUCAUUUUCUAUACAUGUAGUGCUCAACAUUCAGAUAAUUUGACUGUUCUUUAGGAUGAAGAAGUAGGGGACUACUGAAAUGGAUUUGUCUGUCUGUCCGUCACACUAAUUGGAACACAAUAAUUCUGCCUUGAAUUGAGGUGAAUGCUUUGAUAGAGUUUGAUGAUGAGCAUUUUCUGCUUAGGAUAAGUAGAGAUAAGCAUGUGUAUUUUUCGAUGCUUUGGGAUACAAUAUCUUUGAUUCUAAUUCAGUGAUAUUGACAACAAUACCUUGAUUAAAUAAGUAUGAAUAGCAUUUGAUUGGUCGAUUAAUGAAUGUCAUCGAUUUAUUUAGGGAUGAGGCCAGGGACAUUGGCCUUACUGUUGGGUUGCUUGAUUAGUGUUUAUGCAAGCUUAAUUCAGUUAGUAAUGAUACAAGAUAAUGAGACAAGCUUAAUUCAGUUAGUGAUGAGGCAAGCUUAAUUCAGUUUGUGAUGAGGAUUGUUUUAUUUAAAGUCUGAACCUGAUCUGUUACUAUUAACUUUUGCAGACAAUUUUCAACUGAAUCCCAAAAUUUCCUGUGCGCCUGUUGACAAUUCAAAGUUUUUCACAUCUGCAAUGAUUGAAUACAGCAUAAAUUCAAUUAAAAUUUACGUAUUUCAAUUGAAAAUUUGUGGCAUAUUGUCUGACGCCACAGAUUGAUUGCUCAGCUUGACAUUUACUUGUCUUGAUCACACCAGACCCAAUUUUCUCUAAUUAAGACUACAACAAAUAGUAGUUUGCACACAAUUGCAUCAAUCUAUGUUAAAUUCUUUACAAUGCUGCAUUUAAUUUUUCUCUUUUAACCAGUUAGACAGCUUAAAGAAAUCUCUGUGUGACCUUUGACAUUGUAUACAACAUUUACUCAUUUACUAAUAUUUGUUGUAAUCGAAGCAAAAACAAUAUAUACAUUGAUUGCAAAAUGUGGCCCAAGAAGUAAGCCAUUCUUCAAUACUGAAUUAUAGGUUUGUUUAUAUAUAUACUGUAUUACAGUUUUUAUAUUAAUGACCUUUUUACUUACAUUUAUAUAUGUACUUACAUUGUUUAAACAGAUGUGUAAUUUAUCUCUAACAGCUUCCCUGAUUGGCUGAUGGCUCGGCUAUCCAUUAAAGAGACAUUAUCACUUCUGACAGGAAAGGAUAUAUGUUAGGAUAAAUUAUUUGUCUCAACUCGAACCAGACAAUUGGAAAUUAAAAUAAGACUAGGCUGUAGCGCCCUAUUUGGGCAAUGUUUCCCACAUAGCAGACUGCAUGCUGUAGUCUUCCCGUCUUCAUUAGCCCGUUUGUUCAGAAUGGUAAGAUGCUUAACCCAAAUUAAUGAAGCUUUCUUAAACUAUUUUUAUUAAUAAGGCCCCCUGUAUAUUUAUUUUGUUGUUGAGAGAAAUAAUGCCUCUUUAAUGAUGAGCUUGGCUAAUCAAUGGCCAUUUAAGAAAAAUGUUUUUGUUUAUUUAUAUAUCGUGUAUAUUAUAAGUGCUUUUAUUGAUGGAAAUUAUCCGCUAUUAAUAGAUUGUAUAUAGAUUUGUUUUGUAUAUGAAUAUCUGAUAGAGCAAAUCAAAAUCUACUUUAAAAAAAACAUGUUUAUAUAAGCUUACUCUGGGAAUACCUACAGGAAUGAUCUACCAGUACUGAAAACGGUAUGUCACAAUAUUUGUUAUACUAAAGCUUUAUUUAUAUUGACAGCUCAACAUACUUGGCUCGAAACUUGAUACAUGUAUAUAUACUGCCACUAGAGCAUAUUACUAACUAACCAGCUCUUCCCACAAAAUAUAAAGUAAGGAUUAAGUGGGGGUGGGGCUAAGUUGAGUUGCGAUGUGGUGGGGUCACCUAGGAAAAGAGAGACUGAAUUAUGUAAAGUAGUUACAAUACAUAUUGUAACUCUGGAUACAAAACCCAACUUAAAUCUACCCUUGUUGGUGAUGAAACAGUUUUCUUUGCAACUUGUAGUGACUAAAACACAACUGUGAAACCACCUUUUCUUUUUGUGCGACCGUGAAUCUAUGGUUGUUGGCAUAUAAAUUAUUGUGAGAAUAUCUGUAAUGUCAAAUGAAAUCAAGGAUUAUGAUUGGAUCUAUGACUUGUCAUGGUUGAUAUAUUAGAAUCUAUUGAUUGGCACCGCGAUUAACUUUUGUAUUAAAGUUGAGAUUUUAAAUGUCAAGCCACAA
Patella vulgata (common limpet) is the source of this 5030-nucleotide messenger RNA. RefSeq lists its product as uncharacterized. Lineage: Eukaryota; Metazoa; Mollusca; Gastropoda; Patellidae. The coding region runs from base 258 to 2351 and encodes 697 amino acids. The transcript has 9 exons. The record is from RefSeq and is a predicted model, not a curated record.